Acytostelium subglobosum LB1 is the source of this 1191-nucleotide messenger RNA. RefSeq lists its product as hypothetical. The record is from RefSeq and is a predicted model, not a curated record. Lineage: Eukaryota; Evosea; Eumycetozoa; Acytosteliales; Acytosteliaceae. The transcript has 2 exons. The coding region runs from base 1 to 1191 and encodes 396 amino acids.
AUGGACAGACCAUUCCAAUGCAAACAUACGCUAAGGGACAACACAAGGUGCACAAUCAACUUUAGAAACAAGCAGAAUCGAUCAAAGCAUCACAAUGCACCGCACGAAUGCAUCGAGAACUGCCAGCAGUGCAUUUCCAAGCGCAUCAGGACGACAAUCCAGACGAUCGACUACCGCAAGGACAACGACAAGUACAUCAACUGCAUCCACGUCCACUGCGACACCAACUCCAACUACAUCCACAAGAAUCAGAAGGCCCGACACAUCCACAGUCGAAAGCUGCACUCUUGUCUGCGCGAGCGAGACGCAGGCGUCGACGUGGACUGCGUCGGCUGUCGCGAGGUCUACAAAGUGAACCAAACAAGAGAGACCAAGAUAGAAGCACCGCACACCACGCACACUCCCAAGGGUAGCUUGAGCAACAGUAGCAGUGGCAGCAGCAUUGGUAGCAGUAGUGGAAGCAUCAAUGGAAGCAUCAAUGGAAGCAGCAUCAAUAAUGGAAAUAUUGGCACGAUCUGCGCCAACAACAACAACAAUGGACCUCUUGUCAGAGCUGGCAUGUCUGGAGUCCUGCCCACCAAGCUACUGCCAGCCAGCAGUCAGAUGCAGGCGCAUCGCCCUCCCAUUUAUACGGCCAUGAUGCAUCAGAAGAUUGAUCUGCCACCCAUCGCAGACAUGGUCCCCAACAACAUCUUGGACAACUUUGAUUCGAUCAGGGAGAUGAUCAAGUCCAAGGACUCAUCCAUCAGUUCACUUCGAUCAAGUCUGGAACGAUCUGGUUUCGUCAAUGAUGCCAUGGUCAACUUUAGUCCAAUAGAUAGUAGUAGUAAUAGUGGCAGCAGUAGUAGUAGUAGCAGCAGUAGCAGUAGUAAUGGUGGUAGCAAUAGUAAUAGUAGUGGCAGCAGCAGUAGUAGUAUUAGUAAUAAUGGCAAUAAUAGUGGUAGUGGUGGUAGCCAUAGUAGCAGUAGUAGCAGUGGCAGUAGCAGUAGUAGUGGUGGCAACAACAGUGAAGAGAGGCUAUCGAAUGCAAUUCUGAGAGAGUGGAGAACCAGCUAUUUGAGAAGGAAGAACAACUUCCAAUAUAGUGUACCUGGUUAUGACCAACAACAACAACGAAAGAGUGGAUUCGAUAUAUUGCAAGCGGCUAUUGAGUUGGAAGUCGAUUCACAACUGAUGCAUUCCAAUUUCUAG